AUGAAGAAGGCGGAUCGGAAGGGCCACCGAACGUCGAGCAGCGCCCGAGCCGCCGAGUUGGUGGGCGGCACAGGCGGGCUGGCCGCGGGAUUCGGAGGGUACUCUGGUUCAAAACAACUGCCUGGCGCCGGGGCUUCUGCCACAUGGACGCCCUCCCCCACGUCGCACGCCGGACCUCCGCCGGCGCAGCUCAACGGCGAAAUUGGCCAGUACCUCAAACAUUUGUCCAAAAAGGACGCAACAACCAAGCUGAAGGCCCUGCAGGCCUUGAACAAGUUGUUUCUGAGUUCUGAAAAGGGGGACGUGGUGGCCGCGAUCCCCCACUGGACGUAUGCCUAUCGGCGGCUGGUCAUGGAUUUCAACCCAAGUGUUCGGGCCCAAGCUAAUGAAGCCCUUGGCCAACUUGUGCUUCGUGUUAAACGAGAGCUUGCCCCCCAUCUCAAGUUAUUGAUGGGAUCAUGGUGGCUGUCACAACACGAUGUGCACAAAGAGGUUGCUCGAGCCGCAAAGACAACAUUUGAGGCUGCUUUCAGCGAACAAAAGAGAAAGGAAGCUGUGCUGAUGUACCAUCAGGAAUUGUUGAAGUAUUUGGAGGAGAACCUGAUGGCAGACCUACGGACGCUGGGAGAUCCGCAGAGUGGAAGCAUGAAGAAAGGGGACCUUGAGGAUCUCGAAAUUCGCUAUGAAGGGGUCGUGUGUGCAUCACUGUCCUCAUUGCUAUCUUUAGUUGAUGCCAGCAUGGGAGAGCCUUCCGAGACACCAAUUCUGGAGCAUGUUGCCUCACUUGUGUCUGGGAAGCCUUUCUUCAAGAAGCACUUAGGAGCAAAGAGCGCUUCUGUGCGCCUCCGUGCAUAUCAGCUUGUUGAUGGCACACUUGCGCAGUCGCCCAAAUCUCUGGCAGUUUAUGCAAAGGAGAUGUCGCCACGUGUGGUUGGUGCCGUUGGUGAGAAGGAGCCGUCCUGCCAUGGAGUCAUGUGGAGCAUGGUGCUCAGAUUCAUCAAGGCAUGUCCACAGUGCUGGGAACAUUUGAACAUGGACAAAGCAAUACUGCCCAGACUGUCUGCCUUCCUUCGGCAUGGAGGCUAUGGGUCGUGUAAAGAGUCCUACCCUGCAGUAUUGCCUUUUGUUAGCAGCGUUCCCAAGGGUUUGUGGGGCAACAAGCCUGCACUGCUGGUCAAGAUCAUGGAAAGUGCAUGGCAGGGAAUGCAGCAACCUUCUAGGGCGAGCACAUUGGAGCCUGCCAGCACCAUCUUGCUUUCUGAGUGCCUGACCUGGGGUCUGGUGGCAGCAGAGAAAAUCAGUGACCAGCCAAGCGAGUUCCGGAGCUGCCUCCUCCAGUCAACAAUUCCUGCAUUCCUCAUUCCAUCGGCUGUAGACACAAGUUGUUCCUUCUCCUCUGCUGCUGUCCAAGUGUUAUCCACCUGCUGUCACACGUUGCUGGCCAAAAUGCAGGAAGAAAACUGUGACCUAAGCUUGGCAGUGCAAAAUGCCCUGCUGGACUCCAUAGUGGAUGAGCUCGUUGUCAUCCUGGAGACAGAUCUUCAUUCAGCAGCGGGCUCCCAUUUGGACUUGCAACGAUUCAGGAGAGUCUCGCAAGUUGUGGUCAAGCUGGCAUCAGCCCAAUCCAUGUGUAGUGCAGACACAAAGAUAGAAAUCGCAAGCAGGAUUGCUGCUAUCAUUGGCGGCAAAUUGGCAGGUGCAGUUGUGGAAGGUUCAAGAAAUGCUGAGGUGGUUGCUGCACUUGUGGACCUUGUGAAGGUGUAUGGUCCUGGCAUUGUUGUGCCAUCAGAGAUAGAUGCCAUGGACAGCUGGCAAGUCUCAAGCCCACCCAAUUUUUUUCAGCAACUUGUGCACAUCUGCACAGCAGGCAACCUGCCUGGUGACACUGUCGCUGCUUAUGGAGAGCUGGUGCUGGCUUGCGUGGAACUUGGGGACCAUACCUCACAGAACAGCUGGGGUCACGUACUGCAGCAAAUAGUUAGAUGCAAUGCCAACGAUGGGGUAGAUUCCCCACAGCCACUUGUGGGCAGUUGUGUGAAGCAGCUCCCACAGUUUGCUUGCAUCCUCAUCGAAAUGUUGACCGCAGGGAAGAUAGAUUUCAGAGGGCCUCUGGAAGUUUGGCAAUGUCCAGAGCUGGAUGCACUUGCCCUCAGCUGCUGUCAGGAAUCCGCACUCGCAAGCUCCCAGGAGUGUGUUGAGCUUGCCCGGCUUCUUCUUGGGUCACACAAGUCUCUGCUGACCCCACAGACAUCUGCUCGCAUGAUGACAUUGUUCUUAGAUAUGCUUGAAGCAUGCCUAACGCAGAGGGGGGCCGAAAAUGUGCCAGAUCUGGGUGUAUGCACAACAAUCAUUGGCAUCUUGGAUGACACACUGUUUUCUGGCCUUUUGCCGGAUGGCGACGAAGCUCUGGAGCUGUGGUGGCAGCUUGUGUGCUGUGUUGCUCACUUAGCCUGGCAGCAUUCAGAUCAAUUUGGACAGGCAAGCAAGGAAGUCAUUAAUCAGAUGAGCGACCUAUCUGCGGCUGCAUCAAAGCUCUGGGCUUCUGGUACUCCUCUUCGCAUGCUGCAUGGCAAAAUUCCUGUGCAGAUCUACAGAGCUGUGGAGAAACUAACAGGAUUGUUGAAGCACCAGCUGCAAAUCAUGUGCAAGACACCCUCAUUGGUGCCAUGUGAUCAUGAUGCCAUCGAAGCGAUCGCAGUCCAUGCCUCAGAGCUUCUCUCUGCAUGCAGUGACCCAACUCAGCGUGCUCGCCUGCUGGAUACCCUCCUCUUGUGUCAUGCACGUUGGCCUCAAUGGUGUCAGCCAGGUGGUGAGGCGGGUGCGCUGCUCCCAACGGAAGAGCAUGAGCAAGGAGGCAUUUGCAGCAUGGUGAUGUUGGAAUUUUGUUGCCAUUUGCUGCGCAAAGCUGGUGUGGAAGAUGUGCUGGGCGGUUUGGGGGAGGGCAGUGCAGAGCAGAGGGCUUGGCUGGCUGUUGAGUUGCUCUGUUCCCCAAAGGGCGAGGACACAUGUGCGGGAGGGGCAGAGGACGUGCUUGACCAUCUAGUGGUGAGUGCUGUGGCCACUGCAGCAGCUGCAGAAGAGGAAGCCCUCAGUUCUCAAGAGGUUGCUGAGGGGAAACUCCACAGUCUGCCAUUGAGGGUUCUGGAUUACUGCUUAGCAAUGGGACUACAGACUGCACAACCCUUUGUGGGAGCACUGCAUGAUUCACUGAUGGUGCUUGCUCAACACGCAACCGAACAUGGUGUGGUCGAAGUCUUGAGCAAUUUCUUCAGAGGGUGUGUGUUUGGAAUCACACCAAGUGAUUCAAGCGCCUAUGUGGAGGAAGUGUUGAUCACUGUCUUGUCAACAGUUGGCCCCUGCUUCAGGGCACAAUCUGAGCAGAUCGUUAAGUCGUCAGGCUUGGCAGACUUUUCGCGGAUCUGGCUAGAGGCUGCAUGUUCCUCGAACUUGUUUUCCCCCUCGAGUCCUGAUUGCCAAGCCAGAUGGCCGCUGAGGGUCGCAUUGGCGUGCUUCCCUGUGGAUAGCAAUGGGGAACAUGUGGGAGUGCAGUCUGCUGUGUACAAGGGCUAUGCCCUGCCUCAUGAGCGGGAUUCGUUGCUGGAGCUGUUCCGACGCCAGGCUGGCACUUGUCAAGCAGCUGAGAGGAAAUCUCAGCUAAACGAAUGUGAGAGGGUUGGUGUUGAUGAGAGCCUUGCACAAUUGGGCCUGAGAGUGGUGGCAUACUGCAGUGAGCAGCUUGGCACAGACGACUGGCGAUGGCUCAUGGACAGGACGAAGGCUGGCAUUGGCACAAUUGUAACCAAGCUAGAAGAGUGUGUGGAGUCGUUGUCUGCCUCAGUGGUCACUUGUGCUGCAGAGGCCAGUGAGCACGAAGUCGAAACGCCAGCCAUGGGGCUUGAGCUUUUGGGCCAGCUUUCUCGUGUGGGGAUCGUGCCCCAGGACAACGCUGUUGCAAAGGCUGUUCAAGAGAUGGAGCUCUGUGCGUUGACGUCGAUGUGCAGUAAUCAAUCACCUUGGGCACAAACAUUGGCGAUUUUGCUGCACCCAACAAUGGAGGGCAUUGGCCGCCUCAGUGCUGACAAGUGGCGUGCAGAGAUGCGCGUGCGUGACAUACUGCUGGACUGUAUGAGGUGCACCUUUUGUGCUGGAUCGAUACUGUCCCUGGCUCAUGCUGGUGGCGAGGCAGCAUGGAGCAACGCGGGAGACCUGCUGGAACGGAUGGACUUGCUAUGGAAUGCCAUGUCGAGGCUUGUGGACACUGCACAGGCUGAUGAGGGCAUCAUGGCUGAGGCUUUGGAGGCGAUGGAUGCUUGGGCAGAUGACACUGGUGUCGAUCCUGCACGUUGCCUCCUUGCCUUGGCACUGCUACCUCACAGACUGGAUAGCCUGCGCAUGGCAGCAUUCAGGAUGGCAGCCUCUGAGCAAGCCAUAUCGCAGCUGACGAUGGCCACGGCUCUGAAUGAAGAUACGACGGAAGAAAUGGAGGAGGGGGAUGAUGUGCAGCUGCUGGUUGAUGCAGGAAUCCACACCUGCUUGGCCCCCACUCUCACCCGCCCCGACCAAACAGGCCUGUUCCUUUGUGCCUGGAGUCUGAUGCUUGUGCACCUGAUCGGACUCAGCAGCUCCUCACAGCGGCGGCAUAGACUGACCCAAGCCCUUCAGAAGCCCACCAGCUUGGUAUCCGUCCUCCUCGACAAGCUUGCCCCGCUGCUGCCGCUUCAGCGAGCUGGCCAGAAGCAAAAGUACAAGCGAACAAACUCAGCUGCUGAGCUCCUGAAAAUGAGGGACGGCCAGCUUCAGCUGCUGAUUCGGCGCAUCGGUGCACCCAACACGGAUGAGGACUGGCAGGCUUUGGCUGUGCAGAUGUAUCACAUCGUGCUCAUCGUCUUCCCAGCCAGUGCUCGGACAUGGUUUGGGGAUGUCAGGGACAAGGCACUCGCUAUGGCAGUCAAAGCGUACACCGAGGAACAGGAGAGCCCGGCGCUGAUUCAAAGGGAGUUCGACUUUGUGCAGUCCGCUGCAGCCUCGGCUGACGACACUUUCAAGACGCGAUGCGUACCCGGCAGGGGUGAGGUCAUUGCAACCAUGGAGAUUGAGGAAACUUCGAUGUUGGAGCUGGUCAUCAAACUCCCCAGCUGCACCCCCUUGAAGCCUGCUGAGGUGGAAUGCCAAAACAAGGUGGGCGUGAACGACACGCAGCUGCGGAAGUGGCUGCUGUCCAUAGCCGCGUUCAUGUGGCACCAGAACGGUUCGCUCCUGGAGGCAGUGUCCCUCUGGAAGCAGAACGUUGACAGGGCCUUCCAGGGCGUGGAGCCGUGCCUAAUUUGCUACAGCGUGGUGCACCCCUCGAACCGGGAGACGCCACGGCUUCGUUGCGCCACCUGCAGUGUGCAGUUCCACGGGGCCUGCCUGUACCGUUGGUUCAGGCAAUCGGGCAAAUCCCAAUGCCCGCAUUGUCAGUCGCCAUGGACAGUGGGCUCCCAGAGCCACGAUCGGCAGCAACGUUAG
Molecule: messenger RNA, 5508 nt
Organism: Ostreobium quekettii
Lineage: Eukaryota; Viridiplantae; Chlorophyta; Ulvophyceae; Bryopsidales; Ostreobiaceae
Source: the annotation of a GenBank genome assembly